Capsicum annuum is the source of this 1132-nucleotide messenger RNA. RefSeq names its product ATP synthase delta chain, chloroplastic. The coding region runs from base 252 to 995 and encodes 247 amino acids. Gene Ontology annotation, biological process: photosynthetic electron transport in photosystem I; photosynthetic electron transport in photosystem II; proton motive force-driven ATP synthesis. The record is from RefSeq and is a predicted model, not a curated record. Gene Ontology annotation, cellular component: chloroplast thylakoid membrane. Gene Ontology annotation, molecular function: proton-transporting ATP synthase activity, rotational mechanism. Lineage: Eukaryota; Viridiplantae; Streptophyta; Magnoliopsida; Solanales; Solanaceae. The transcript has a single exon.
GGCCGUUGGGCAUGAUAAAGAGAGCAAGUUGCUGAUUAAAUGUAAGAUGCACACGUGUCAACUUCUUAUCCCCAUAAAACCACCGAUAAGAAAUUCAUCCUUCACCCUAAAUAAACGAUCAUCUUAUCUCUUCAUCACCGUCCAUAACUUUUCCCCUUUCAAUCUCUACCGUCCAUUACACUCCAUAAUCCCUUUUCCCAUUUUUCCACUCACAAAUCCCCUACUCUCCUCUCUCUCAACAUUUCCAUCAAAUGGCGGCUCUCCAACAAACUCCGAUCACUUUCCAAUCCCGGUCACCGCUGGUCACUCAAAUCAUCACCGGACCGGUAGCAAAACUCAACUUCUCCGGCGGACUAAAGCUCCCCAAACUCACAAUCAAGCGCCGCAUCUCCCGCCGCGGCAGAGGAGGCGGCGCACUCGGUGCAAAAAUGGCGGACACCGCCGCUGGAAGCUAUGCCAACGCUCUCGCUGACGUAGCUCAAUCAAACGAAACACUUGAGCAAACAAUCGCCGACCUCGAAAAAAUCGAGAAGCUCUUCGAAGACGAAGCAGUCUACAAUUUCUUCGUCAGCCCUAUCGUUAGCGAAGAGAAGAAACGUGAACUCGUAGACGAAAUCGUCUCGUCCUCGAGCAUUCAACCACACGUGGCAAACUUUCUUAACAUCCUAGUUGAUAUGAAACGGGUUGAGUUGAUAAAGGAUAUAGUGAAGGAAUUCGAGAAAGUGUACAACACACUUACUGACACAGAACUUGCUAUUGUGACAUCAGUUGUGAAACUGGAAUCGCAACAUUUAGCGCAAAUCGCCAAGGGAGUACAGCGAUUGACUGGUGCGAAAAAUGUCAGAAUCAAGACGGUAAUUGAUGAAUCGCUAGUUGCUGGGUUUACAAUAAGGUAUGGAAAUUCAGGAUCUAAGUUGAUUGAUAUGAGUGUGAAGAAGCAACUUGAAGAUAUUGCUGCUCAGCUUGAAAUUGGGGAUAUUCAAUUAGCUGUUUAAUUAAUUGUUAUCUUUUUACAAUUUUAAUUUUUUCAAGUGAUUAAUUUUGUAAUAUAUAAUUUGCUCAAAAGGCGAAUUAAACAUACUGUUCUAAAUUUUUGGAUGAAUAUAAAUUAGUUGCUGUAUGCAAAUUUAAA